AUGUAUCCAGAUACAGACUCAGGCGAAGAAACACCAGUCAUUUAUACGGCGAUUGCAGGCGCAGCUGCCGCGGCGGCAAUCAAGGUGACUGGCAUACUCGAGGGGCAGAUGAUGGAUGCAUCGUCCGACGAGUACUUCACUGAGGAGGAUUCGUCCUCCGACGAUGCGCAAGAAGAAGACAGCGACACCAAAUACGACAAGGACGGCAACCGUCGCGUACCACUUCUGAGCGACUGGCCAGCACUACCAUCGCCCGCCGCAUCUCGACGCAUGGCGAUUGAGCGAGGCGUCCAAAAGUUCCACCGCAGCCAAGCCGAAUUGCAGAAGUCCAUCGCUGGUGUGAAGAGAACACAGGCCAUGACAGCUGCUUCUGCUGCCGCCGACGGUGAACACACGACAAAGAGGGCGAAGACAAUAGCCUCAAUGGGCCCGGCGCUGGACGCCGUCGCAAUCCAUCCGGUCCGGCUUACACCGCGGCGGACCAAGUCGAAGCAGCGGCAAGAGUUGAUGGAGGUGACAUGUGACCGGGUCACCCGCAUCCUCGAUCAGUGCACGGGCAUAAUGAAGAGCAUAGAAAAGGAAAUGCGCGACCCUAUUCAGCUGGCCAUGACCGACGUGAGGGACAAUUUUGGGCCCGAACUGGUACCCUUUGGACUAAAGACCAUUGCAACGGAAUUCAGCGAGACGAGAAUGGACGAAGUGUGCAUGAGAUUCUCGCUGCCGAAGAAACGGGCAUACCUGAAAAGCCAAGGGCUCUUGAUCCCUCCUCGAGACUUCAUCAUGAAGAAGGCUGUAGCCGACGUAUGGUUCAAUUUUGAGGAUAGACUUGUGCCUGAUGGGCUGGAGAUCGCUUGCCGAAGUUUGAUGGAGCCAGGCAUGGCCGAGAUGUACCUAACCUAUCCGCUGGCGGCCAAGCGAGCAUACCUGGAGAGAGAAGGGGUCUUGGCAGGCCCCCGUACGGUCCAGAAACCUUUGGAUCAAUAUGUUAUGCCCUCGGGCGGAGAGGACAAGGGCCGUGUGCCCAGUCCGCCUCGCUGUCCGAGUAUGCUCGCAGCACCAUGGGUGUGCCGUCGCUGCCUGGGAGGGCUUCUGAAGCCCAGAGCGACCCAAUUCAUCCGCCAUGCUAGCUCCGACGCAACAGCAACCCUCCCACCAGCCCUCCUCCAACGAGCCCGCAACAUCGCAAAAGAACACGACGCCCUCGCCGCGGCCCUCGAAGCAGACUACGACUCCAAAACGGCCCGCCGUGUAGGCGAGCUCUCGAGCGUCGUAACCGCCCUCCGAGAAUGGGAAAAGGCACAAUCCUCCAUCGCCGAGCUCGACGGCCUUCUCUUCUCCAAGGAUAAAGAGCUCCGCGAAAUGGCCGCCGAGGAACUCCAAGCCACAAACGGCCAGCUCAGCUCCCUUUCGCGCAAGCUCUCCGCCUCGCUCACGCCCAAGGACCCCUACGCGCACAUGCCCUGCCUCCUAGAGCUCCGCCCCGGUCCCGGCGGUCUUGAGGGCCGCUUCUUCGCCGACACGCUGUUCAAGAUGUACAAGGGCUACUGUGCAAGAAAGGGCUUGCGUGCAAACGUUAUAAAGUACGACAUGGCUGACGCGGCGGGCGACUCCUCCUCUGCGGCGGGCGAGAGCCCCCUCCAGGAAGCCGUCAUCGAGGUCCAGGACCCGGGCGCGUACGACCUCUUCCGCGGGGAGGCGGGCAUGCACCGCGUCCAGCGGAUCCCGGCGACGGAAAGCAAGGGCCGCGUGCACACGAGCGCCGUGGCGGUCUGGGUCCUCCCUUCGUUUCAGGGCGACAACGGCGGCGACAUGGAAGACAUCAACAACCCGGAGAGCGACUUCUUCAUCGACCCGUCCGAGGUCAAGAUCGAGACGAUGCGGGCGCGCGGCGCGGGCGGGCAACACGUCAACAAGACCGAGUCCGCGAUCCGCAUGACGCAUAUCCCCACGGGCACCGUCGUCAGCAUGCAGGACUCGCGGUCGCAGUCGCGGAACCGGGACGACGCGUGGAAGCUGAUCCGGUCGCGGGUGGCUCUGCAGCGGCGCGAGGCGCGCGAGGAGGCCGCCGCCCAAUUGAGGAACUCUGUGCUGUCCAAGCACAAGAUUACGCGCGGGGACAAGAUCCGGACGUACAACUAUAACCAGGACCGCGUGACGGACCACCGGGCGGGGAUCGAUGUGCAUAAUCUGCCCGAUGUGAUUGCGGGGGGCGAGUCGCUGGAUAAGAUUGUGGACGAGGUCAGGGAUUGGCUUGUGUCUGGGGAUAUCGAGGCCAUGAUGGCCGACGAGGAGGCUGCCAACGCUGAAGCGAAGAAGGCGCAAAAGUGA
Messenger RNA from Colletotrichum lupini, 2328 nucleotides. Its product is annotated as RF-1 domain-containing protein. The record is from RefSeq and is a predicted model, not a curated record. The transcript is spliced from 3 exons. Lineage: Eukaryota; Fungi; Ascomycota; Sordariomycetes; Glomerellales; Glomerellaceae. The coding region runs from base 1 to 2328 and encodes 775 amino acids. Gene Ontology annotation, molecular function: translation release factor activity. Gene Ontology annotation, biological process: translational termination.